Molecule: messenger RNA, 6561 nt
Organism: Symbiodinium sp. CCMP2592
Lineage: Eukaryota; Dinophyceae; Suessiales; Symbiodiniaceae
Source: the annotation of a GenBank genome assembly
AUGGAUGCCCCUGCUGCAAGUGAUGAUGAGUUGAUGCCGUGCCCUAAACGCCGGUGCUCAGACGAGGCUCAAGGUGAGAGGCUUUUCUGGAGCCACGUCUUUGACACUGAAUGUGCAGGUGACCUGGUGGCGACCCUUGCCCACUCGACGGUGGAGUGGGUUCGCCAGUUUCAUGCUGAUUUGCUUCAGGGCCGUGCGAUUGCUCUGUAUGGGGUGUCCUCUUCAGGUAAGCUGGUGCACUUGGCCAUGCAUGUCCCAACCGGGAGUCGUAUCCGGCUAGCAGUGUGGGGCGCCAUGCCCUUAGGCGCCCAGGCUGGCCUACCUGAGGCCAGGCUUGCAGCAGAACUGUGUGGGGCUAUCACGGCCGAUGCCCGCCUCCAUGUGCUUGCCCUGCAGGGCGAAUGGCUUGCUGAUGAUCAGAUGGCGCACGGCCUUCUCGGCAUCGCUCUCUCUGAAGGCCGGUGCUUCAGGGUACUUGACCCCCUUGACCUCUCGGACUCUAUUCGACUGGGCCGCCCUGCGGGAAUCAUUGCUGAUCUGACCCAGAGUUGGGCCUCCGGAGCCCUGCUGUCUGCUCUCGCGAUCGAUGGCCACUGGGUCACCUUCUGUUGGACCCUGAGCCGGCACCAAGUUGUGGCUUGGACGAGUGUGCCUAUGCAUGUUGCGACUGGGCCCCUGGCCGAAGGGAUUGCGGCUGCCAAUUGGAUCGUGGCUAAGGCUCUAGGCAGGUGUGUCGCCGAAUUUGUCUGCCGAGGUGGCCCCACAAGGCAUGUUGUGCCCGGCAUGUGUGGCCCCAUGGCCUUGCUUGAUCUCCACCACCAUGUGACCCAAACCUUUCCGAAUCCUGAGGCUGAUCGCACCAUUGUUGCCGCCUUUGCUCGGGCCUUUCAGUGUGAGAUUGGAUCCUCCUAUUGGGUCCGGCAGCUAUUCAACGGGUCGGCCGAGGCCCUCUCCAAGCUGCCCUCCAAGGGGCCAACCAGCCUUAUCGAUGCGAGGGCUGCCUUCGGUGAAGACCCGGUCUCGGUUGCUGCCGGAGUCUUCGCCCAAGACGGCCAGCCGCUCUCGCAGAUCACUACGGCGGACAUCGAUUUCGCCCUGCUGGAUGUAGAGAAUGGCCUGUGGGGGCUGGUCAUGGGCAAGCACAGCCCACCAAAGGCCCGUGCCCGACGGUCUGGGUAUGGGCUGCAAAGGGCGAGCCUCCCACUUCCAGUCUUUGAAGGCCUUGACAAUGGUGGCUCGCUGAGUGCCAUAGGGCCACGGCCCUGCAUGGAAGGUUUUGGCCCCCUCCGUGGCCAUGUACGGAGUGGCAGGCCGAAGGAUGGCAUGCAGUGCCUCAGUUUUGUCCUUGGCACAUCGGACACCGAACCUGGUCCCAACCCUAGCCAGGCCAACAACAUCAUCGUGGGUCUGCUUGAAGACCAGGGCAUCAUGAAAGGUGGCCUUGGGCAUCCAGAACACAUUGAAGUCGCCAAUGACCCGUGGGCCGCAGCAUUGUCUACCAAGUCGGUGCGGGCAGGGCCAGCUGUUGCCCCAGUCGUUGAGAUCAAAAAACUCGAGGAAAAGCUGCAGGCCCAAAUCACGGCGCAGAUCACCUCCCAAGUGGCAGCGGCCAAUACCACCAUGGCCACCCGGGUUUCAGCUCUGGAGACCUCAGUUGCAGAGGUUAACACACGUGUGCAAGGCCAGGAGAGCCGGCUCCGUGAAGCCUUCCAGCAGUUGUUUGAGGAGCAAACCGCGCGAAUUGAGCAGCUUCUGGCGCCCAAGCGGCCACGAGUGAACGAUUCCAGUUCCUUUAUGGUUUUUCGUGCAGACCCUUCCCUGUUGGGAGUGUACGUUCAGGCCUUGGAAGGGUCACCAGGCAUUCGGCUGGUUCUUUUGGCGCUUUUGCCCCUUGUGGCCGUGCGAAGCCUACCAUAUGGGGAUGGUGCUCUUUCCGGGGGUUGUGGAUUUGCUGCAUCACGUUCCUUUUCUGACCAGUGCCUGGUCAUCAUGAGCUGUCUCAAGGGGAGAGCCUGCAAUGCCAGCCACCUUGGACUUUUGGCUCUUUUAGCUUCUUUUCGCUUUGGGGAAGCCUCUCACCCCGGCCCUGGCCCAAGCCGUGCCCCGGACGAGGCUGAUGAUUGUUUUGUUUUGGGUGCCUUCAAUCCCACAGGAUUGAACGGCAAGCAUGGGAUUGUUUCGGAACUCCCGAGGGGUAUCCAUGCAGUUUCGGAGUCCCACCUUACUGCCAGAGGCCUGGGCCUAUUUCGCAAUGGCCUCCACCACGCCGGGAACUUCUUUCGCUACCUCCCUGGGCCGCCUGCCCCGUGCCGUGCCCGAAGUGCUGUCACUGGUGACUACACAGGUGUGGGCUUUCUUUCCUCGGUGCCCUGCCAGGUUGCCUCUUUUCUGGUAGGCGCCGUCUGGAUUCUUGGGGCCGUUGCCUGUGGCUUCCCUACCUCGCCAAGUGCUACUGCGAGCCUCCUUGAUGCCAUCACCGACCGGGUUGCCCGGCAAGGCAGUGGGCCACGAUUUAUUGCAGGGGACUUCAACCUUCAGCCGCACUCCUUGCACCACGCCCAGCAAUGGGCUGACUCCGGCUUUGUCGAGAUCCAGGACCUUUGGCACCAACAGACCGGCGCCCUUCCCCAGGUCACUUGCAAAAAUGCCACCCGCAAGGAUUACCUUUACAUUUCGGCGGAGUUGCAACCUCUGCUUCGGUCGGUGACAGUUGACCCUACCUGGUUCUGCGAUCACUCUGCCUUGUUUGCCUCAUUUGCUGUGCCGGGCUUGAACGCCCCUCAGCCUGUGUGGCGAAUGCCUAGACAACGACUACUGGGUGCCGAAGUUGUUAAAGCUUUCCAGGAGUCGGGAGAUGCACACCCUCCUCCCCCGACUGACCCGGAGCAAGCCUAUCGGGACGUGUGGAAGGAGUUUGAAUCUCGAGCCUCCCAGGCCCUGCGCAGUUGUGGCCAGUCGGCCUUGUUGCCUUCGGAAUGUGGCCGUGCCACCACCAAGGAGGUGCAUGUUGUCAAGGCUUUUCAAGGCCAGGUUGCGGUAGGUCGCCAAGGUGAGGCUUCACCCUCUUUCUUCGGUUCGGACCGCCAAUAUUGCCAGUGGUUCCGGCAGCUUCGGCGGUUGCAGGCCCUUGCUCAAUCUACCCGCCGGGCCACAUGCUCCGACUCGGCUGCCCUCUACCGGGCUGGGCUGUGGCAUGCCAUCCAGCGUGCCCCUGGCUUCAAACCAUCCUUCUCCGCCUGGUGGCCCAAGCGCGAGAUUCAGCUGCCGGGUGAUCCGAAUCAUUUGGAGGCUACUCUGCCUGAGCCUGCGGUGGCACAGCUCAUCUUCCUGUCCUUCCAGGCCAAUGUCAAAAGCUUGGAAAAGCGCCUCACCACCCGGCGAAGGGCGCAGGCCAAGCAGCGGAGGAUCCUUUCCCCGGCCUUGAUCUUUCGGGACCUUCAGCAGUCUAUGGCACAGCCGGUAGAUACCAUUGUGCAAAGUGUCAAGGCUACGGUCCUUGAGGUUCGGGCGGAGGAGGAAGCCUUGGUCUUUUCGGCGAGCCCCCUGUGGCGUGCCGGGGAAGGUUUCUUUCUCAAUGGACAGCCCUUCGAGGUUUAUGCUGCCCAAGCAGACGCCAUCUGGUGUGAUACCGAGGGUGUGAGUGUCGGCGAUGUUGUCUCGCAACAAAAGUGCAUUGCUGACCUACUUGGUCUCUUUUCGGCCUUUGGCGAUGAAUGGCUCCGGCGAUGGAUGCGGCACAAGACCAUUGAACCGGGUCGAUGGGCUGCCAUCCUGGAGGCCUUCCCGGAAAGUGGGUGGAUGGCCGCGGUUAGGAGCAAGCAUGCUCGCUCGGCCACUGGCCUUGAUGGUGUUUCACGGGCCGACCUCCUUGCCUUACCGGGGGCUCUCACGGCCCAGCUGCUUGACCUCUCUCGGCUUGAGCUGCAGCUCUCGAUUGAGCGGGCCCAUAUAAAAGGUAAGCCACUCGUGGGUGCAUUGCUGGACUUGAGCAAGGCCUUCAACAGCUUGCCAAGGGCACCUGUCUUUGCCCUUGCUCUGCGUUUGGGGCUCCCCCGUGAAUUGGUUACGGCCUGGAGCAGUGCUGUUGCUAAGUUGGCGAGGAGAUUUCAGAUCCGAGGGGCUACCGGGCCCGUGUUGCCCAGCUGCUCCGGGUUCCCGGAGGGAUGUGCACUGUCGUGUGUGGCCAUGGCAAUCGUGGACUUUGCCCUUCACUUGUUUGUGGGCAAGCGAGCAGACCCUGAGGUCCUUUCUACUUUUGUGGAUGACUGGCAGCUGAUCGGCCACGAUAGGGCGAUUGUGGGCCGUGCCUUGCAGGCGGUUGAGGACUUUGUAAGUGGUUGGGACCCUGCAAUGGACCCGGCGAAGACCAUCCAAUGGGCCACCCAUCCGGCUCAGCGACGUGAGCUCCGCCGCGCGGGGGUUGCAGUGGCCCUUUCCUGCCGCAAUCUUGGAGGUUACAUGGUCUUUACUCGGCAACGUUCCUCAUCUACUCUGAUGCAGAGGAUACAGUCCCUUGAUGGACUUUGGCCCAAACUCUCUGCCUCCUUAGCGCCAUUGACUCAGAAGGUCAAGGCUCUGAUGCAGGACGCCUGGCCCAGAGCUCUUCACGGCGUCUCGACCGUUACACUCAGUGACUCGACUUUUGCGAGCCUGCGUGCUGGGGCUGCCAGGGGUUUAAGCCUAAGUAGGCCCGGCCUUAAUCCCAAGGUUCUCCUUAGCCUAGUGUGCCACCCGCUUGCCGACCCGCAGUUCUUUGCCAUUGCCAGCACUUUCCGGGACCUCCGCGCGUAUGCCACCCCGGAGGCACUGAUCCCGAUGAUCCAGCAACUUCUUUCUACCCCAGGCCGGUGGACGCAGGGCCCGGCACAGGCCUUCAUUGACCGAUGCCACUCCAUUGGAAUGAGUUGGGAUGUCGAGUGUGGCUGCCUACGCGACUCGAUUUCUUCUUUUGACCUUUGGCAAACCUCCCCUCAAGAAGUCGGCCUGCGUUUGAUGUAUGCGUGGCAAACCAGAGUGGGCCAGGAACUUGAAGCCAGGCCGGGCUUCCAAGGCCUCUCUCGGGUUGACCCGGGCCUCACCUCUUCCUUCAAGACUGGCAAGGCGGAGCAUGAACGUUUGGAACUGCUGUUAGUCCAAUCGGGUGCCUUUUUUACCCAGGAUGCCCUGCACCAUUUUAGUGCCGACCCUGCUGACAGUGCGGCCUGCAAGUACUGUGGUUCUAGGGAUAGUCUUCACCAUAGGUUGUGGGAGUGUUCUGGGUUUUCUGAGUGUAGGGACGAGCGCAAGGGGUGGAUGCUGCCUGACCCGGCUACAGCGAUGCCGUGCCUCGCCCUCCAUGGCUGGGCCCUUCGACGUGAAAGGCAGCUACAACUUUGGCAGAACUUACAUGUCAUACCGGACCGGGUCGCUGCCGUGGACUGGCCGGCUAUUCUGCCUGAGACGCUUGACCUUUUUACCGACGGAUCCUGCCUUUUGCCGACCCUGCCUCAGGUUCGCCUCGCGGCGUGGGCAGUUACAUUGGCGCGGGAUGAUGGUGAGACGCCCUGGGUGCUCUGCUCGGGACCUUUGCAAGGGAUCCUGCAAACGGCGUUCCGACCCAAAAUCAAGGCCGUCGUGGCGGCAUUGGGUGUUGCCCUCAGGGCCAGGCGGGCGGUUCGUGUAUGGUCUGACUGUGCUGGGGUUGUUCGGCGAGUACGGGCAGCCAAGACGGGCGACUUAAGCCCUCUGUGGUCUGAAGUCGUGGCCCUUGUGGAGCGAAUUCAGACCCCAUGGUCUAUCCAUAAGGUGGCGGCCCAUGAGGACCUGAGCUCCUCGGACUCGCCUUUUCAGGAUUGGUUGAUCGCCAACAAUGCGGCGGUGGACCGCGCAGCCCAUCGGGCCAACAUGGACCGGUCUUCUGCUUUCUGGCAACUGUGGGAAGCCGUCAGACGGGACCUGGCCUUGCAGAUGGCACAUGGUCGCGCGAUGACUGAGCUACAGGUGGCGGUGGCUGAACGUGCCAUCAAAGGAAAAGACCUCGUGCCUGCCGAGGACUCCCAUGUGCCGGUUGGACAGCUGCCGAUUUGGGGCAGUGAUCUGACGAACCUGCCUCGACACCUGCUCAAAUUUGGGCGGGACUACGUGGACACCCUGGUCCCUUGGCUGCGUGACGUUUUGCACGAUACCACCAACAAGGCCCAGUGGGUUUCCUUUGCCCAGCUCUACCUGGUGUUCUAUAUCUGCACUGGCCUCGCGCCGCCGGUGUAUGUUGACCGUGCACGUGGCUGGACUACGUACAGCGAGGAUGAUCCUUUGACUGCGAGAUUUUCUAUGUCUGAUCGUGCCAGGUUUUUCAGGCAGCAUGUGCGGGCGGUGGUAGCUGCGACCUCCGGCAGAUUGUACACUGGGGAAGUGCGGCCAUUCUCGGCUGCUCUGGCUAUAAAACUUCCGAGCUGCUUUGUUUCGAUCGAGGCCACUUUGCUGGACAGAGUUGAAAGUUUCUUACAUGAUGCUCUGCCAAAUGGAGUUUGCGCCCAGCGAGGGCGUGAGUGGAUCUCGAUAGGACUCCCUCGGUCCGCCUAG